Molecule: messenger RNA, 1638 nt
Organism: Chaetomium fimeti
Lineage: Eukaryota; Fungi; Ascomycota; Sordariomycetes; Sordariales; Chaetomiaceae
Product: pyridoxal phosphate-dependent transferase
Exons: 4
Coding region: 1-1638 (545 amino acids)
Biological process (GO): carboxylic acid metabolic process
Cellular component (GO): cytoplasm
Molecular function (GO): carboxy-lyase activity; pyridoxal phosphate binding
Source: RefSeq, a predicted model, not a curated record
AUGAAUGGAACACAUGGGGAUAAGCCCCUGAAUAGGGCCGAUGAGGUCGAGCAUCUCAUUGAUGCCGUAAAAGCCUUAAUUAUUCCGUUCGUCCGAGAGGCGGAUGAAGCAAUCCCGUCCAGGGCCGCCGGGGAGCUGCUCCCGAACGCCCAGGGAGUUGUUAAAAAUACCCUCGUCAACGCCCAGAAACCCGAGGACUUGGUCCAGAAACUGGCCCUCAGUCUGCCCGAAGGGAAAGGCCGGGGUGAAGAGGGUCUGCUUGAGACUAUCAAGGAUGUCCUCAAGCACAGCGUCAACACGUGGGACCAGGGGUUCAUGGACAAGCUGUAUGCCAGCACCAACCCGGUUGGCGUAGCUUCCGAGCUCCUUUUGGGCGCCCUAAACACAAAUGUGCACGUUUACCAAGUCUCGCCGGCCCUGACGGUCAUAGAAAAGCACACAGCCAAGUCUCUCGCAAACCUCUUUGGCUUCACCGGCCCCCGUGCCGGAGGUGUAACCUGCCAAGGCGGAAGCUCCUCCAACCUGACUUCCAUCGUCGUCGCCCGCAACACCCUCUACCCGGAAUGCAAAACCCAAGGCAACAGCGGCGCCCCCGGCCCUCUCAUCCUCUUCACCAGCGUCCACGGCCACUACUCUGUCGAAAAGGCCGCCGUGACCUGCGGUCUGGGCUCCGCCUCCGUCUGGACCGUCCCCGUCGACGGGGCAGGCCGAAUGGACCCCUCCGCGCUGCGCGCCCUCAUCCAACGCGCCAAAGCCGAGGGCAAGACCCCCCUCUACGUCAACGCCACCGCCGGCACGACCGUCCUAGGCUCUUACGACCCCUUCGAAGAAAUCGCCGCCAUCUGCGCCGAGUUCCACCUCUGGCUGCACAUCGACGCGAGCUGGGGCGGCCCGGCCAUCUUCUCCCCGACCCACCGGCACAAGCUCGCCGGCUCCCACCUCGCCCACUCCCUCACCAUCAACCCGCACAAGAUGCUCAACGUGCCCGUGACCUGCUCCUUCCUCCUCGGCCCGGACACGGCCGUCUUCCACCGCGCCAACACCCUGCCCGCCGGCUACCUCUUCCACACCACCACCACCACCACCACCACCACCACCACCACCACCACAAACAAACCCCCCACCCCGCCACCCACCAACGGCACCACCACCCCCAUCCCCUACCCCUCCCCCUCAGCAUCCAACAAUUACAACGACCCCUGGGACAUGGCCGACCUCACGCUACAAUGCGGCCGCCGCGCCGACAGCCUCAAGCUCGCGCUCAGCUGGAUCUACCACGGCACCUCCGGCUUCAGCGCCCUCAUCGACAGCGCCUUCGCCACGGCGGCCUACCUCGCCUCGCUCGUCGCCGCACACCCCGACCUGGUGCUCGUGUCGACCGACCCGCCGCCGUGUCUGCAGGUGUGUUUUUAUUAUGCCCCUGGAGGGGUUGUGGCGGCGGAGGAGGGGGUGAAUACGGCGCGGACGAGGGCGGUGGUGCAGGGGUUGGUGGGGAGGGGGUUUAUGGUGGAUUAUGCGCCGGGGGAGAGGGGGGCGUUUCUGAGGGUGGUGGUUAGUGGGGGGACGGAGCGCGGGACGGUGGAGGGGUUGGUGAGGGCGGUGGGGGUUGUGGGGAGGGAGGUUGUUGGGGAGGUUUAG